GUUUAUUUACCGGACAACUCCGCAUGACUUCUCUAAAAACGUAACGUUUUAUAGCGAGAUAAAUAACAUACCAAACAAAUUGUAUGUUUCGUUGAUAAAAACGCUAAAAUCCGACAUGGCCCUACUGAAAGUAUGGACGUCGACGAGAGUUUUAAACAGAUGUCUACAAGAGGUGGUUGCCCAGAGGCAUUUCCUUCCUGCAUCAACUUUACACACAGCGACCACCCAGCACAACUCCAACAAGACAUCAAUUGUACGAUGCAGUCGACAGAAGUAUGAAAGAUUGUAUCCUGUAUUGCUCAUACAACCCGAUGGUUCCACAAUUAACAUUAGGUACAAGGAGCCCAAGAGGAUACUCAUGAUGCCUGUGGACAUAAAUACACUCUCAGAGGAAGAAAGGAAAAUCAUGAUGCGGAAGCGGGAUCCCAAGAAGGGAGCUAUUAAGCAGAGGACGGUGGAAUUCGAGGUUGAUUUCAAAGCUGAUGAUUACAUCAAGUUUUGGAAGAAGAAGUGAUAGAGCCUGUUGUUGUAGCUAUUUAACUUUACUGUUCUGCCAUGAAUGUAUAUAUACCAAAAAAAUGCAUAUCAUAUUAUUUGUAGAUGUACAUCAUCUUUAUCCCAUAUUGGUAAUACAUUUGAUCUGAAUGAUAACUUGUAGUUUUAUUCACUACAGAAAUAAUUUUGUGACCAUAUAAGGACAUGCAUAAUAGUCAGUAUGUUUGAUCGCUGUUGAACAGAGCAUACAGCACACACAUACAGUGAGGGAAAAAAGUAUUUGAUCCCCUGCUGAUUUUGUACGUUUGCCCACUGACAAAGAC
Messenger RNA from Coregonus clupeaformis (lake whitefish), 818 nucleotides. Its product is annotated as 39S ribosomal protein L55, mitochondrial. Gene Ontology annotation, cellular component: mitochondrial large ribosomal subunit. Bases 116 to 514 code for a protein of 132 amino acids. Gene Ontology annotation, molecular function: structural constituent of ribosome. Lineage: Eukaryota; Metazoa; Chordata; Actinopteri; Salmoniformes; Salmonidae. The transcript is spliced from 3 exons. The record is from RefSeq and is a predicted model, not a curated record. Gene Ontology annotation, biological process: translation.